AUGGCAGUUCUCAACAACAGAAAUGCCGGCAGCUUCACCUUCAUACUGAUGGAUCUCCCGGGACUGGAGGCCGCUCAUUGCUGGAUAGCUCUCCCUGUCUGCUCUGUCUAUGUUCUCUCUUUGUUGGGCAACAUCACCAUAAUGUGCAUUGUCAAGUCUGUGCCCAGCCUCCACACACCCAUGUACCUCUUCCUGUCUAUGCUCUCAAUGGUUGACCUGGGCCUCUCAGCAUCUACACUGCCUUCAAUGGCAGCUGUCUUUCUCCUAGGCCAGAGAAAGGUGGGAGCUGCAACCUGCUUUAUGCAACUUUUCUUCAUCCAUACUUUCUCAGUGAUUGAAUCAGCUGUGCUCUUGGCCAUGGCCUUUGACCGCUGUGUGGCUAUUCGAGAGCCCUUACGCUAUGCCACCAUUCUCACAACCAAGCGCAUUGGGGCCAUUGGGCUGGCCAUUGUGACCCAAAGUGCUGCUCUCCACCUGCCCCUGCCUGUGCUCCUUGGAAGACUGCAGUUUCAGCCUGUGAAUGUUCUGUCUCAUUCAUACUGUGUUCAUCCUGAUGUCUUAAGACUAGCCAGUUCCAGCACUCUUGUGAACAGUGGCUUUGGGCUCUUUGUCAUGCUCUCCACACUGGGGUUGGAUGCUGUACUCAUUCUCCUCUCCUAUGUGCUAAUCUUAAGGACAGUAUUGAGCAUUGCUUCUAACUCGGAGCAGCUCAAAGCCUUUAACACCUGCAUUUCCCACAUCUGUGCUGAAUUACUAUUUUAUACCCCAUUGGUCAGCCUGUCGAUGAUUCACCGCUUUGGGAAAAAGAAGCUACCAGCUCAAGUAUCCAUGCUUCUCUCCUAUCUGCACUUUCUUGUUCCUCCAAUGCUCAACCCAAUUGUCUAUAGUGUUAAAACCAAAGAGAUUCGAGUACGCAUUCUGAAGAUGUUCCACCCGGGAAAACUCUGA
Messenger RNA from Ailuropoda melanoleuca (giant panda), 948 nucleotides. RefSeq names its product olfactory receptor 51G2. Gene Ontology annotation, biological process: G protein-coupled receptor signaling pathway. Gene Ontology annotation, cellular component: plasma membrane. The transcript has 2 exons. Lineage: Eukaryota; Metazoa; Chordata; Mammalia; Carnivora; Ursidae. The record is from RefSeq and is a predicted model, not a curated record. Bases 1 to 948 code for a protein of 315 amino acids. Gene Ontology annotation, molecular function: G protein-coupled receptor activity; olfactory receptor activity.